Fusarium coffeatum is the source of this 1749-nucleotide messenger RNA. RefSeq lists its product as uncharacterized. The transcript is spliced from 4 exons. The record is from RefSeq and is a predicted model, not a curated record. Bases 1 to 1749 code for a protein of 582 amino acids. NCBI's taxonomy places the organism in Eukaryota, Fungi, Ascomycota, Sordariomycetes, Hypocreales, Nectriaceae.
AUGGCGUCCUUGGAUCACACUGGAACUGCCCAGCUGGGUGCAAGGCUGGCAACAGCUCUUGACUUGAUGAACGAAGCAGCCAGAUCAACUGCUCAUUUGGACCUUCCCAAGCUCGUCGCGGUCAUCAGCUCUACAUCUUCCACUCUCCAAAGCCUCUCUCAACAGGAUACUACGCUCUUCAAAUCGGGAUGCAUCAACGACAUUAACGCGCUUGCUGCCACGUGCAGGGUCGUCUACGAAGGCAUCCUCGUCCUUAUGACAAAGAAGGCAAGGCACUCGGAGGAGGAUCACGGCAUUGGUGAGAUGACGGAGGAGAAAGUCGACCACUUGUUCUCUUGUCUCAAGAACAAGCCCACUCUGUCCUACAAUUCCCGGGAAUGGCUGGGGCGUCGUCUCAGCCAUUGUGAACAAGAGUUGAAACAUGCUAAAUUCGAGCUUGUUCUACGUCUCCUUCUGGGAGAAAUUGCCGAAUUCCAGUUGAAGAGUUUCAAACGCUCGCCAGGUGACUACGAAAAGGAGAGUUCCAUGCGCCUUUCUGCGAAUCAUGUUGCUUCAAGUCGGCUUUCGUAUCAUAAGUAUCUUACGACGAAGCGGGAAGGCUGGCUCAAGGCUAUCGAGUCAUCUCCCCCGGUCGAGAGUCCUCCCGAAGAGGUGAAAAGCAGCGCAAGCUCUGUCACUGCGGUGGCUCCAACCCCAGUAGCCGAAGCGUCUCACAACAUCGUCGUAAACCCCGUUCCCGAAGAGGAUGAUGGCUACUCCACAUGUUCAGACAUGACUGUCUAUCCCGAUCCUUCAUACGGCGAGCGCAUCCGUCGCUUCUUUUCGGCAGUAUUCAGACGUCGCGAACGUGGCGACGAAUGGGAUGGGGAAGACAUCGAAGCUUGGAUCUUCAACAUCAACGACCCUAACAAAACUAUCACCAAAAUGGAAAUUGAAGAGAGGGCCCUUGUAUCUAGCCUACGAAAGCUUACGACUCGGAGUCUCUUCAACAGACCUCCCGUGUUGGCCGAUCAGCUCGCUUCUCUUGACCUCGCUGUUCGUACCGAGCUUAACAAGGCCAUCCUCUCGAUGAAGCGGCAUGGUUCUCAUGAGUUGACGUUGGUUGCCAUGGGGGCUACAAGACCAACCGCACCGGAUAGAAUACGCUCUUGGCUUCCUGACACCUCAGAGCCGUCGUUGACGCUUUACUUCAAGGUUGGGUGCCAGUUGAAGCCGAUUAACCUUGUUGAUCCACAUGGGACCAAGUUCACUUUGCCGUACAACAGUUGUCUAACCUACAUGAUGCUGACGGGUUGUCUCCCUGACAUGGCUCGAUCCAUCCCUUAUCGCUCAGCAAUUGUGAAUGGCAACUACAAGUUGUCCGCAGGAAAUACGGUUAUUACACUCGGCAAUUGGAGUUCUCUCCGCCGUCCCGGCAUGACUCUGAGGUUACAGGUCUGGCCGCCCACGCUCCCAGGCCCGGUAGUUCCCCCAUUCCCCAGAGACUUUCCUCAGAGACUUUCCCCAAAUCCUCAUUGGGUAGCUUUUGCGAAACAUCAGAAAGCCCGGAGAGAUAUCUUCCUGGAGGUGGACAACUUACUCAAACUUUCUCGUUCCUGGACACCAGAUGCAGAAUCGUUGAAGGGCUCGGGAAUUGGUCAUCUUCUUUGCUUGUGGACCAAUGCUGUUGACCCUGAUAAUGGGGAUGACAGUGAUGAUUCAAGCAUAAGGAGCUGGAGUAGUAGCGGGAGUAGCUCGAUUGCUGAUUGA